UAUGGACUCAAUAAGUAGUAAAUCAUCAUUUAAUUUUUCUUCAAGUUCUUCAUGUUCUGAAGAGGAUUUUGAAAAUUUGUCAACAAACUUUGUUUCUUCAAACGAUACACAAUCGUUAAAAGAAGAAUUGAAGUUUUAUAAUGAAAAAAUUGUUGGAUUGGAAAAUCAAGUAAAAGAGAAUAAUGCUCUUUUAUUACAAAUUGAUGCAAAAUUGGAUAAAUUUAAAAAUAUUUUGCAUAAAAUGUCUCCUGCUCCUCAAAUUAAUAAUAAUUUACCUAUUUUUAAUUCGGCACAAAAUUCUUUUGCUAAUAAUUGGCUAAUUCUGCCAGAAAAAUUUGUUUCUUCAGCCAAUACAUUUCCGUUAAAAGACGAGGCAGAAAUUUCCAAAUCGGAGGCUGAUUUACUUAAAGAAGAAAACACAAAAAAUAUUUCGAAUGAAGAAAAGGAAAAUAUAAAAAUUGUACACGAAAUGGUUCCUGCUCCUCAAAUUGAAGAUUACAAUAAAAAUUUUCCUGCUAUUAAAUUAAAAUGGCCAGAACCGGGUAGCAAUUUCUUUUUACUUGGUAAACAAAUAUUUGAUUAUUCAAUUCUACAACUUGAUAAUUACCCUUUUAUUAAAAUAAUUAAUUUAAAAAAUAAUAAAUGGGCGAAUAUUUUACUUGAUUGGGGUUGUUGUAGAAAUAAUUGUGUAAAUAUAAGUCAACGAGGAUUUUGUCAAAAAGGGAAUGGAAUUGUUCGUUUACGAGAUAAUAUUGCUAAAUAUUAUCUUUCUACUGUUAAAAAUGGUAUCAAUAGAUCAUUUAAAAUAAUUUCUGAAAAAGGAUUUACUCCCUCAAAAGAAAAUAAUAUUUUAUAUUACUUUGAAGUUAAAAUAAUUCCUGAAAUUGAAGAAGAAUGCGGUUGGGCAGUAGAAAUUGGUUUAUUUAAAGACAAUUCCCAACAAUUCCGUGUUUGUAGCAACGGUCUAUUUUGUUCAAAGACGAGUUUAAAUUCUCCAUAUAAACAAAUUCCGAUGUUUGGAUGUUUAAUUAAACCUAUGGAUAUAAUUGGAUGUGGAAUUUAUUUUCCACAAUUAAAUAAUGAAAAUAAUUCUGCUCAACUUUUCUUUACUCUUAAUGGAAAAAAGAAAGGAAAAACAAUUUUUGUUGAGUUAAAUGAUGAUAAGGAUUCUCUUUUGUUUUAUCCAAAUGUUAGUCUUUUUUGUUGUUCAGUUGAAGCUAAUUUUGGUACAAAUAAAUUUCUUUACAAAAUUGGUGAAUUUAAGGAAUGA
Messenger RNA from Meloidogyne enterolobii, 1270 nucleotides. The record is from the annotation of a GenBank genome assembly. NCBI's taxonomy places the organism in Eukaryota, Metazoa, Nematoda, Chromadorea, Rhabditida, Meloidogynidae.